CAGGAGUGGCUCUUGAGAAACUGAGCAGAAAAAAAAGGAGCAAUCGUUUGCACAGUGGCAGACUUUUAGCUUCUGUAAUAUCACAGAUAAAAAAAAAAAAAGAAGCUACAGAUGCGUUAAAUUUAGGAACAAAAUCUGCUCUGGCAUUUUAACAUCGCAACAUUUUGCUUCUUCAAUGUGAAAACAAAGCGAGAGCACUAGAGGAACGUGUAACGCUCUGCAUGGAACAAGAAACCAGCACAGCACUCGUUUAUUAACACGAAUAACAAAGUGAGCCUGCAGCGUUUCCUCAUGAAGCCAGGCCUGGGAUUUAACUUGCAGCGUAACGUCAUCCAACACAAUAACACGGGAUAACCCCGAAAGACCACGUUGGUAGGAAAAUCAGGCUUGACGUAGUAAAUGUCCAUAUGAGGAGUCCCGGGCAGUCCAUAUAUGGUUGUUCCGCCUCUGACGUUGUUCUUUCUGUGGAAAACAAGGAGGGCCCGCGCGGACCCCUCCCCUUACGCAUCUGUUAUCAAUGAACAAGUGGAAGUUUGAAUCUAAAACCGAUUUAACCAGCUGGACGGAGAGGUUAAAUAUUUUUCUCUAGAUAUUUACACAAGAUUAUAAAGCAAUUUCCAAAAUACUUUAUCGACAAUUUCCAUUUUAAAAUACCGCAUCAUAUUUUUUUUUUUAGUUUUGUUUUUUAAAUUUAUUAUUUUUUUUACACUUUUAGUUAAUCACUUUUCAGCCAUGACUUCAAGCUGUGAGCCGCUGGAAAUAACUGCCAACGAGUUGGUUCACAUACUCAGGACACCCCGGGAUCAGUACACAUCUGCCGGGUGUGUGGUGCUGGACUGCAGACCCUUUCUCGACUUUUCCUUCGCGCACAUCUGCGAGUCGCGAAACGUGAACUGGAACUCAAUGCUGCGUCGUAGAUCCAAGAGUUCAGUGGUGGCUCUGGAGUGGCUCAUCCCGGACAAGGCGCUCCUGGGCCGGCUUCGGUGCGGGGAGUUCUCCCCGCUGGUGGUGGUGGACGAGCGCAGCCGCUCCGUGGCCGACCUGAAGUCGGAGAGCGUGGCUCAAAUGCUGCUCACCGCCCUGCAAAACGAAGUUCAGACGCAGAUCUGCUUCCUGCAAGGUGGAUUUGAGGGAUUUUCAGAGGCCUAUCCAGAGCUUUGUUAUAAUUCUGCCAGCAAUCUCCUCUCUACUGUGGAACCAGAGCCUGUUGUGACAGGCCGCAGGACGCCAGCCUAUGAUCAGGAUGGUCCAGUGGAGCUCCUGCCCUUCCUGUUUUUGGGCAGUGCCCUCCACUCGUCCCGCAGGGAGACUCUGAAGGCAGCGGGCAUCACAGCCGUGCUCAACGUGUCCUCCACCUGUCCCAACUUCUACGAGGGUGACUUUCAGUACCUGCGGCUCACAGUGGAGGACACUCUGGCCGCGGACAUCAAAGCCUGCUUUUCUACAGCCAUUGCCUUCAUUGACUCGGUGAAGCAGAGUGGUGGUCGGGUGCUGGUGCAUUGUCAGGCAGGUAUCUCCCGCUCCGCCACCAUCUGCCUGGCCUACCUCAUGCACACUCAACGCGUCCGGCUAGAAGAGGCCUUCGACUUUGUGAAGCAGCGGCGGCACGUCAUCUCCCCCAAUCUGGCCUUUAUGGGACAACUGCUGCAGUUUGAGACUGACGUUCUCUGUCAGGGAUGAAAAAACCUGAAUGCAGGAAGGACUUUUACACAGCUGUCACUCCCGCACUGUCACUGCCGUUGUGCUGGAGCACUAUCAGGACUCAAAUGAUCAUAAGUGUAUCUUACGUCCCCCUUCCAAACUUUGUACGAUGAAAGAAAAAAGCUACAUGUGUUGCUGGUGUCACAUGGCUAGAGUCCUACUUUCAACAGAAACUGACAAAUGGCUUCCUGACAACACGAAAAAGCAGUUGGCUUGAUAAAAACCACUGUAAUAACCACUUUCAGAUCAACUGCGACUCUGAGCCAGUUGGAGCAGCUAUGAGGUAAUUUCCCUAACGUUUUACACUUGAGGAGAGUUGUGCCUGUUUGUGUGGUUAGGUGUGUGUGCGUGUUUAUGUAUGUGUCAUUGGGUUUGACUUAUGUGCCUGAUGAUUCGUAAGGGCUGCCCCACUUUCAUACGAAAGUCAUUCCCUCACAGGAACAAUCACUGACGUUUUUAUUAGACAACACUGUGUUGACUACUUGGAGCAAUAAUGGAUGAUUCUCAUGUUUUAGCUAAUUUAUAAAAAAUGCACUAACCACUGUUGGUGUCUAUCAGCCUGUACCCUGAGAAUUUUUUUUAUUUUUUUCUUAUUUAUUAUUUAAACAUUUGUUAUGACAGUGUUAAUGUCUGUUACUGCACUUUAUACCUUCAGGUUUUGGCUUUUUCCUACUGUUUUUUUCCACUGAAAUAAAAAAAAAACAUACUCAAGA
Messenger RNA from Mugil cephalus (flathead mullet), 2414 nucleotides. RefSeq names its product dual specificity phosphatase 2 (gene dusp2). Lineage: Eukaryota; Metazoa; Chordata; Actinopteri; Mugiliformes; Mugilidae. The record is from RefSeq and is a predicted model, not a curated record. Gene Ontology annotation, cellular component: nucleus; cytoplasm. The transcript is spliced from 4 exons. Bases 733 to 1680 code for a protein of 315 amino acids. Gene Ontology annotation, molecular function: protein tyrosine/threonine phosphatase activity; MAP kinase tyrosine/serine/threonine phosphatase activity. Gene Ontology annotation, biological process: protein dephosphorylation; endoderm formation; negative regulation of MAPK cascade.